ACGCAAAAAGUGUAUAUCGCGGAAAUGCAUUUUGGAAAGGUUUAAUGUAGCACAAACUGUACUAGUAUUUCACUUACUGUAGGGCAAAGAAUAACACAUUUGAACAGUACGAAGGUGGGCGAAGCUGCAACAAUUUGAGAAAUGGAAGACGAUGCACCUGUCAUUUAUGGUCUCGAAUUCCAGGCAAGGGCUCUUACUGCCCAGACGGCUGAGACUGAUGCCAUUCGUUUCCUUGUCGGCACACAGUCUCUGAAAUUCGAUAACCAGAUCCACAUCAUUGACUUUGAUGAUGAGAAUAACAUCAUUAACAAGAACGUGCUCCUGCACCAAGCUGGGGAGAUAUGGAACAUUGGCGCCAGUCCCGCGGAUAAGGCAGUGCUCACCACCUGCUACAACAAAACUUGUGACAGCAGGGUGGUGUCCUGUGCCUCAGUGUGGCGGAUGCCCUGCGACUGGGAGACGGGCAGCAGCCACGAGUCCCCCGACGACUCCGCCCACAAUCCCCAGACUCUGGAACUUCUCUGUCACCUUAACGACAGCGCCCAUGGCAACGCAUCCAGUGUGCUGUGGGAGCCCAUGGGAGACGGCAAGCGUGUGAUUUCAUUGGUUGAUAACCAUGCAUUACUGUGGGACCUGCAGGAGAGCUCAACACAGGCCACGGUCUCUAGCACUGUCACGCUGGAGGGCAAAGGUCAGCUGAAGUUCACCGUGGGCAAGUGGAGCCCCCACCACAACUGCAGCCAGCUGGCCACCGCCAACGACACGGCCAUUCGGGGCUGGGACCUACGGACCAUGAGUCAGAUCUACUGCAUAGAGAACGCCCACGGGCAGCUGGUGCGAGACCUGGACUUCAACCCCAACCGCCAGUACUACCUGGCCAGCUGCGGGGACGACUGCAAGGUGCGCUUCUGGGACGUGCGCAACGUCCAGGAGCCCGUCAAGAGCCUGGAGGAGCACUCCCACUGGGUGUGGAGCGUGCGCUACAACCACAGCCACGACCAGCUGGUGCUGACGGCCAGCAGUGACAGCCGCCUCAUCCUCUCCAACAUGGUGUCCAUCUCCUCGGAGCCCUUCGGCCAGCUGGUGGACGACGAGGAGCUGAGCGACGGCGAGGACGCCCAGCCCAGCGACAAGGUCAAGGAGCCCCUGACGGACAGCGUGGUGUCCACCUACGAGGAGCACGAGGACAGCGUGUACGCGGCCGAGUGGUCCACGGCGGACCCCUGGCUCUUCGCCUCGCUCAGCUACGACGGACGGCUGGUCAUCAACAGGGUGCCUCGCGCCCUCAAGUACCGCAUCCUGCUCUGAAGGACCGCAGCGUGUGUGUGAGAGAGCGUGUGCGUGACUGCGUGAGUGUGUUGAGUGUGUGUGUGAUUGAGUGUGUGCGUGUCUGACUGUGUGAGUGCGAUCGCGUGUCUGUGUGUGUGUGUGUGUCUGUGUGAGUGUGUUUGUCUGUGUGAGUGUGUGUGUGAGAAUGCGUGUCUGUGUAAGUGUGUGCUUGUCUGUUAUUGUGAGUGUGUGUGUGGGAACAUUUGUGUGAGAGAGAGAGAGAGAUACGGAUAUUUAUCGACUACCAUCAGCUACCAUUGAAGCAUCAUACCUUUUUAUUUUGGCAGGAUUUUUGCGACGGCAAUGGAUGCUGUGGUUGACGCCGCUGCAGACGCGUGUGCAUGUGACUUUUAUGUUUGUGUGUUCUAUUCCAACGUGUUCAUCGUGUUGAUUAUUUGGUCCAUUCAGAAUAAAACGAUUCGUCCGCUGUUCCGAU
This is a messenger RNA of Gadus morhua (Atlantic cod), 1765 nucleotides long. RefSeq names its product EARP complex and GARP complex interacting protein 1 (gene eipr1). The record is from RefSeq and is a predicted model, not a curated record. Gene Ontology annotation, molecular function: protein binding. Bases 142 to 1308 code for a protein of 388 amino acids. The transcript is spliced from 9 exons. NCBI's taxonomy places the organism in Eukaryota, Metazoa, Chordata, Actinopteri, Gadiformes, Gadidae. Gene Ontology annotation, biological process: protein ubiquitination.